Argentina anserina (silverweed cinquefoil) is the source of this 1095-nucleotide messenger RNA. Its product is annotated as ribonuclease 3-like protein 3. The record is from RefSeq and is a predicted model, not a curated record. Lineage: Eukaryota; Viridiplantae; Streptophyta; Magnoliopsida; Rosales; Rosaceae. Gene Ontology annotation, biological process: siRNA processing. The transcript is spliced from 3 exons. The coding region runs from base 36 to 965 and encodes 309 amino acids. Gene Ontology annotation, molecular function: RNA binding; ribonuclease III activity. Gene Ontology annotation, cellular component: nucleus; cytoplasm.
UCAACCCUUUUUCUCUGAUUCGUGUACCUCCAGACAUGGGAGCAGAACCCCAAGAAACUCCUAUUCAUAUGAACGAACUGAAACAAAGCUUGUUAGAGAUAGAAGCGACCACAGAGUCGUCUUUGCCGAGUCUUGAUGAAGUAGAGGAGAUCAUAGGGUACCAAUUUACGAACAAGGCUCUGCUAGAAGAGGCCUUCACGCAUUCUUCUUACAAGUGCAGCUUUUCUCUUGACCGUUUGGCGUUCAACGGCGACGCCGUGCUGACUUUGUUGUUCAGCCGGGAACUAAGUAAUUUGUACCCGGAUCUGGCUCCCGGAAAGCUGACCCGCCUCAGGGCCGCCAAUGUUGACGCCGAGAAGCUGGCACGUGUGGCGCUCCGACACGGGUUCCACCGCUACCUUCGCCACAAGAAACGUUUGCUUGAAUAUCAAAUCCAAGAGUUUGCUCGAGGAGUUCUUGAUUAUCCUUUGCACUCCAAUGGUCUCAUUGAUGCUCCCAGAGAUCUUGCUGAACUCACCGAAUCCAUAGUCGGGGCAAUUUUCAAGGACUGCAACUCAAUAGAUUCUGUGUGGGAGGUGUUCAAGGGGUUACUAGAGCCGAUAAUAACUCCGGAGACUCUUCAAGUACAUUUCAACACUCAGCUUCAUGAAAUGUGCCAGAAGAACAAUAGGAGUCUCAACUAUGUAGACUCAUGGGAGAAAGAAAAAUUCGUUGAUUGUUUCAUUGACGGUAAGUUUGUGGGUAGAGGUACCUACAAAUAUCGAAAGGAAGUUGCUCAAAAUCGAGCUGCAAAAGCUGCAUUGGAUAACCAGUUGGAAUGGCUGGUAAUACGGGAGAAAGACACUGCUGAAGCGCAAGAUAAAGAGAGUUCUCCAUCUGAACUGAUUUUUUUCUGGUUAAGGAGUCUUUUUCUAGUUGCCUUGGAGUCCUACAAGUCAAUUAUCCGAAGAAUACUCCGAUGUUAAUGAACAACAUUGAUCAAUGUUUGUGUAUCUCCCUUGUAAAUUAGGCAAUUUCCAUAGAUGAUCGUGAUGUCAAAAUCUAGUUUGUCUCGGUCAUGUUGUGAAUUGUAGAAACAAUGAAGGCUAAUCUGAU